AUGUCUUUCUUGGCGCCCGCGGAGUCUUCUCAAAACGGGUCGUCCAACGCUUCAGGGGAAGCAAUGGAGCUGCACGUGCUUCUUAGCAACACGCAGUUUGCCUUUCUUGUGGUCUUCUGUGGUGUCUGCCACUACUUUGCUCUCGUUGUCUCCGCCCUUACGGUGGGUGAGUCAACCACUACGCUGACUUUACCGUUUGUCUUGGUGAAGAAGUUGCUGGCGAGUUGCGUUGCGGCCGUCAGAAAGUUCGUGUGGCGGCGGAGGGAACAUGUGUUCGUUGGUGUUGGCUACGACGACGACGACGCGAGCAUCGAUCGCUUUGAUGCCAUGAAUCAACCAGCGGAGGCCGGCUUUCAGUGA
Messenger RNA from Trypanosoma rangeli, 360 nucleotides. RefSeq lists its product as uncharacterized. The transcript has a single exon. NCBI's taxonomy places the organism in Eukaryota, Euglenozoa, Kinetoplastea, Trypanosomatida, Trypanosomatidae. The record is from RefSeq and is a predicted model, not a curated record. The coding region runs from base 1 to 360 and encodes 119 amino acids.